Phaethon lepturus (White-tailed tropicbird) is the source of this 1947-nucleotide messenger RNA. RefSeq names its product Ran GTPase activating protein 1 (gene RANGAP1). Bases 29 to 1753 code for a protein of 574 amino acids. Gene Ontology annotation, biological process: nucleocytoplasmic transport; signal transduction; activation of GTPase activity. Gene Ontology annotation, molecular function: small GTPase binding; GTPase activator activity. Lineage: Eukaryota; Metazoa; Chordata; Aves; Phaethontiformes; Phaethontidae. The transcript is spliced from 15 exons. Gene Ontology annotation, cellular component: perinuclear region of cytoplasm; cytosol; nucleus. The record is from RefSeq and is a predicted model, not a curated record.
AGCUUUUAACAUUUGAAAAAGCAGAAAAAUGGCAUCAGAAGAUAUCACUAAGCUUGCGGAGUCACUUGCCAAAACCAAAGUGGGUGGUGGGCAGUUGAGCUUCAAAGGCCAGAGCCUUAAGCUCAAUACAGCUGAAGAUGCUGAAGAAGUGAUCAAGCAAAUUGAGGAAUUUGAUGGGCUGGAAGCAUUGCGCCUGGAAGGCAACACGGUGGGUGUGGAGGCAGCAAAGGUCAUCGCCAAAGCCUUGGAGAAGAAAUCAGAGCUCAAGAGGUGUCAUUGGAGUGACAUGUUCACGGGGAGACUAAGGUCUGAGAUCCCUCCUGCAUUGAUCUCUUUGGGGGAUGCGCUCAUCACUGCUGGAGCCCAGCUGGUGGAGCUAGACCUAAGUGACAAUGCCUUUGGGCCAGAUGGCGUGCGUGGCUUUGAGGCACUGUUGAAGAGCCCUGCAUGCUACACCCUACAGGAACUCAAGCUCAAUAACUGUGGCAUGGGCAUUGGUGGUGGCAAGAUAUUGGCAGCUGCUCUGAAAGAGGGUCACAGGAAAUCGAGUGCCCAGGGCAAGCCUCUUGCUUUGAAAAUAUUUGUGGCUGGCAGAAAUCGUCUGGAGAAUGAUGGUGCCACUGCCCUGGCUGAAGCCUUUGGGAUCAUUGGGACUCUAGAAGAGGUCCAUAUGCCACAGAAUGGCAUUAACCAUCCUGGCAUCACGGCACUAGCUCAGGCCUUUGCUAUCAACCCACUGCUUAAGGUUAUAAACUUGAAUGACAACACCUUCACAGAGAAAGGAGCUGUGGCCAUGGCAGAGACUCUGAAGGCACUUCGGCAGAUUGAAGUGAUCAACUUUGGAGACUGCCUGGUGCGUUCAAAAGGUGCUGUUGCUAUUGCUGAUGCUGUUAAAGAAGGGCUUCAUAAAUUAAAGGAACUGAAUUUAUCCUUCUGUGAGAUCAAACGAGAUGCUGCUCUGACUGUUGCUGAAGCUAUUGAAGAUAAGACAGAGUUGGAGAAGUUGGAUCUCAAUGGUAACUGUCUGGGAGAAGAGGGAUGUGAGCAACUCCAGGAGAUCCUUGAAGGCUUCAGUAUGGCAACUGUGCUGGGAUCUUUGAGUGAUGAUGAAGGGGAGGAGGAGGAGGAUGAUGAAGAGGAGGAGGAGGAGGAUGAAGAGGAGGAGGAAGAAGAGGAGGAAGAACAGCAACAGCUGAAGGAGAGAGGGCAGGGAGAACAGGAGUCACUGACUCCCACGAAGAUAAUUGAUUCACAGGAUUCAACUCCAGUGCCGUCUCCUCCUGUGGAUGUUGCCACAUUCCUUGCUUUCCCAUCACCAGAGAAGCUGCUGCGACUAGGACCAAAGUGCUCUCUGCUGAUAGCUCAGCAGACAGAUACAUCUGAUGUAGAGAAAGUAGUUACAACUCUCCUAAGGAUAUCCUCGGUCUUCAAAGAUGAAGCCCCAGUGAAAACAGCAGUGCAUGAAACAACAGAUGCCUUGAUGAGAAAAGCCUUCACUUCUGCCACAUUUAAUUCAGAUGCCUUCAUCACAAGCCUCUUGAUCCACAUGGGACUACUUAAGAGUGAAGAGAAGAUCAAAGCUGUUCCAAGCCUCUAUGGUAUUCUUAUGACCUUGAACCAUAUGGUCCAGCAGGAUUAUUUCCCUAAAUCCCUGGCCCCAGUUCUUUCAGCUUUUGUCACAAAACCUAACCGUGCUCUUGACUCCUGUUCAUUUGCUCGCCACAUGCUCUUACAAACCCUCCACCAGCUGUAAGAGACUAGAGACAUGGUGCUGUGCCCUUCCCUCCUCAUAGGACUGUUGUCAGCUGAGAACUCAGAGCUGCGUGGUGGCAGAGGAUCCCAGAGCCCAUACAGACAUGCUGUCCUUUUUUUUUUUUUUUAUUUUCUUCCCUCCUCCCCAGUAGGAGGUUUGUCCUUCCUUCUGCUUUCAUAAACUUGGACAAAUCC